AUGGGAGAGAUCAGUUGUACGUCAGCAUCUGUUGGGAAGUUGAAACAAGAAUUACGCACAAACGAUGAAGAAAAUCGUGCAACAAAAGUUUCUUUAGAGCAAGCUAAUCGUCAUUUACAAAUAACUGAAGGCAAAUUAAAAGAUUGUCAAGCUAAACUUGAUCAACCGAUUGAAGUGAAUGAAUCUAUCACGGCUAAAAUACACUUAAUACCAACUGAAGUGAAGGAUUCCAAGUAUAAACAAAUUAUACUUAAACUUCCUUUAAGAAAAAAUAAUGGUACACAUCAUGAGAAUGUACUAAACAAUUGA
Schistosoma curassoni is the source of this 309-nucleotide messenger RNA. The record is from the annotation of a GenBank genome assembly. NCBI's taxonomy places the organism in Eukaryota, Metazoa, Platyhelminthes, Trematoda, Strigeidida, Schistosomatidae.